AUGCCAUAUAUCAACACUCUCAUACAAGUCUUUAUCGUCACUUCAACAAUCCUACGUACCACAGCGUUACCUCAAUCUGCCCUAUCAUCAACAUCCACAUCAACAUCCACAACGCGAAGAGAACGAAAAAGACAAAAUCCAAUAAUCAUAACUCCAUCCGAAACCACUGCGCCUUCGAGUGAAGAUGAGUCUUCAGGUGGGAUAGCUAUUCAGAUCGUCAUUCCGAUCAUAGUCAUUUUGGUAGUAGCGUUCGUUGUGAUUUUACUAAUCCUAAAUCGUACUCGUAUCCUAGCUUCAUUUCGUCCAUCAGUACGAAACGCUCUACGACCCAUACCAACCCAAGAUUCCACUCGAACUUUAACAGCUCAACAGCUAUCAGGACAUUCAUCAAGAGUAGAUCUGACCAAUACACAAUCACAAUCACAAUCACAAUCACAAUCACGCUCAACCACAACCACAACGAAUGAUCCACCACUGAACGCAAGAGAGAGAAGAAGGAGGGAAAGAGAUAGGAAUAUAAGAAGGACGGAAAGUGGCAGAAGUGUAAAAACAUUACCUGUUUAUAGUAAAGAUGCAGGUGACGAAGAAUUGGUUCUUGUAAGACAACGAUCAGAAUCUUCUUUCUCUUCCAACCAAGGAUCAAUCACAGAUAGCGAAUCUGAACAAGGUGAAACUCAAGUCGUCGAAGGAGAUAUCGAAACUGGACUCUUGCCAUCUAAUCCUCGAUCAAACUCAAUACGGUCGUCAGGCUCGCAUUCACGUAUACCUGGAGAUCAAUCGAGUUCAUCUCCCCCAUUAUUGUCAGGAGGUAUUCGAGACGAAUCAAUCGAGUUGACUGCUCGUUCAGCCUCACCUACUGCGUCAUCAAUGCCUCAAAGUGCACCUGCUGAAAUCCCACUUCGUACCGACUCAUUGAUGAGAAGAGAGUCAUUGGCACGUAGAGGAUGGGGUGAAGCUCCAACAUACUUAGAAGCAAUGUCUUCCCCUUCUUCAUACCCUUCAGGAUCUUCGGGAGAACAAGCAAACGUACCUCCACCCAGAGGUUUGAAAGAUAGGACAUCAUCAACUUUCAUGUCAUUACUUUCUCGUGCAGGUAUAACUCAACCUACACAAUCAACGGGAACAGGAACAAGGGCAAGGGGAACGUCAAUGGUGAUGAGAGAAAAUCGAAAUUCAUCUACGUCGUUAUUACUUCAUCCAACAACUUCGAGAGCUAGUACAUUCGCAUACGCAAACGCAAAUGCCAAUCCAGGAGGGAGUUCAUACAAUUCACCUUGGAAUUCAACGAAUGAUUUGUUAGUCAUAUCGAGUCCGAUUCCAAAUACGGCCAUUCGAGCUUCUUUCGAUUAUACCGCUAUACCUAAAAACGGUUUAACUCCAGAUCAAAUGAAAUUCUUAUCAAGUCAAGAAGCUGUAAAUCUUGCUGGAAUUAAAAUGGAUGAUGUACCGGAAUACAAAAAGAAACAAAGAAGACGAAGUGAAUAUUCAACUCUACAUCCAAAUCCACAUUUGAAUAUCAAUAAUAGUGGUGAAUUGGGCGAAUCAAGUAGAAGAGGUAGCAUAUCAACUUAUCAAUCUUUAACCUCACCUUCAUCUUCACCUUCCACUUCACCCGAAAGAAGGGAAUCAGACGCAAAUCAGAAUAGUUUACCGUCUUGGCAACAAAGUGAAGAUGAUAGAAGGAAGAAUCAAGCUUUCGAAAGGAGGAGCUUGAGUAAACCAGUAUUGUUACAGGCGGAGUCAGAACCGGGGUCGCAGGGCGAAGCGGAAGGCAUAGCUCAGAAUGAACAAGCUGGACCAUCUGGUAACGAUCAUAGAAACGAGGACGCGGAAGCCGCACAGAAAUCGCAAUCAAGUGCAAAUGAGAAUCAAGCUGAAGAUGAGAAUAAUACUUCUGCACACGUAAUGCCGAUAACUACAGACUCAAGGAUUUCCUCACAAAAAGAAAGUGAACCUGCUUCACCUCAAAUUUUCGUGACUGCUCAAACCGCUCCAUCGACUUGUCCAGCCAUUUCAAUACGAGUACCGAGUACCUCAGCCCCUACCUUGGAGAUCGAACCUCCCACACCUAUACUCACGACAUCGCCACCUCUAUCCGCAAUUGCGAUUACCUCUUCCAUCAGAACAUAG
Molecule: messenger RNA, 2130 nt
Organism: Kwoniella shivajii
Lineage: Eukaryota; Fungi; Basidiomycota; Tremellomycetes; Tremellales; Cryptococcaceae
Exons: 3
Coding region: 1-2130 (709 amino acids)
Source: RefSeq, a predicted model, not a curated record